AUGGCUGUCGCUGCCAAUUCACCUUCCUCCAGCAGGCGAAACUCCAACACCCAGCUGCUGGAAGAGCUGGAAGCACUCAGCCAAUCCCUCUACCAGACCCACACUGCUUCCAGCGCCAGGAGAACCAACUCCCUCGCCCUCCCCAGAACCUCACUCCCUUCCAUCCUCUCCACUGACGAAAUCAUCAAACCCUCCUCCGACGCCGCAGUCGCAAACAGCAGAUCCGCCUCCCGCCCCCGCACCAGGCGCAUGUCCUUGUCCCCCUAG
Messenger RNA from Linum trigynum, 267 nucleotides. NCBI's taxonomy places the organism in Eukaryota, Viridiplantae, Streptophyta, Magnoliopsida, Malpighiales, Linaceae. The record is from the annotation of a GenBank genome assembly.